UCUUCCGCCCCUCUCUGAGAGAUUGAGAGGGUUCGCAUGUGAUAAAUGGGCAAAGCAUUCAGCUUCCGAUUACAAGACAGCAAUCGGCAUGGACGCUCACUGAUCCAAUUCAAGUAACAAGCUCAAGUGGGUCGGCGAGAAUCCCAUUCCUUCACUUAAAUUUCAGCACAAACACAGAAGGGUCUCUCAGGUUUCGUGAAUUGGAUCCACUCAAUUACUCGGAUUCGGAAUCGGAGGAUCAUUUAAUAUUCUUUGGGGAGAUUGCAACCUUGGUUUCCAUCCAACUGCUGAAUAAUGGAUUUUAGUACAAUGGAUCGUGCCCAGUUGACCCUGCUAGGAUCCGCAGGUUGUGUGAUGCUCACAAUGCAUUUCACAAUACAAUUAGUGUCGCAACAUCUCUUUUACUGGAAGAACCCGAAGGAGCAGAAGGCAAUAAUAAUUAUUAUUCUUAUGGCUCCUAUAUAUGCAGUUGACUCCUUUGUGGGUUUAUUGGAUAUUAAGGGAAGCAAAACUUUUUUCAUGUUUUUGGACUCUAUUAAGGAAUGUUACGAGGCUCUGGUGAUUGCUAAGUUCUUGGCUCUUCUGUAUAGUUACCUGAAGAUAUCCAUAAGCAAAAAUAUCGUGCCAGAUGAAAUCAAAGGAAGAGAAAUUCACCACUCGUUUCCUAUGACUCUUUUUCAGCCUCGCACUGUUCGGCUAAACCACCAGACCCUGAAGCUACUCAAAUAUUGGACGUGGCAGUUUGUCAUCAUACGCCCAGUUUGUUCUGUUUUGAUGAUAACUCUACAAGCAUUUGGGCUGUACCCCAGUUGGUUGAGCUGGACCUUCACUGUAAUUCUUAACCUUUCAGUUUCUUUAGCGUUGUACUCUCUAGUGCUGUUUUACCAUGUGUUUGCAAAGGAAUUGGCACCGCAUUCGCCCCUUGCAAAGUUCCUGUGCAUCAAGGGAAUUGUCUUCUUCGUCUUUUGGCAGGGAGUGGUCAUUGACAUAUUAGCUGCUGUGGGCGUCAUUCGAUCUCACCAUUUCUGGUUAGAUGUGGAGCACAUCGAGGAAGCUAUUCAAAAUGUCUUGAUAUGUUUGGAGAUGGUUGUGUUUUCGGUUCUUCAGCAAUACGCGUACCACGUUGCUCCUUACAGCGGAGACGUAGAGAAGAAGAUGUUAAACAAGAAGAGGGAGUGAUUCGAAGCGUUCUCUCGUGUACGUGAAUGCGAUUUUUGGUUUUCCGUGUGUCAAUAUUUUUACCUCCCAGUCAUAUUACCUGGGUUUGGAUUUGGAUCAACUCUGAACUCUCUCAUUCUUUGAAGAUGAGGUGUUCAAUUAGUUCGUUUAACAAUGUAUUUCUCAAAGAUAAUAUUUUAUAUUUUGUGUUUA
This is a messenger RNA of Malus domestica (apple), 1371 nucleotides long. RefSeq lists its product as uncharacterized. The record is from RefSeq and is a predicted model, not a curated record. Gene Ontology annotation, biological process: transport. Gene Ontology annotation, cellular component: membrane. Gene Ontology annotation, molecular function: transporter activity. Lineage: Eukaryota; Viridiplantae; Streptophyta; Magnoliopsida; Rosales; Rosaceae.